CUCCUCCUCCUCCCGCCCCGACGGUGCCGAAGCCCGGGGGAGGGCGCCGAGAACCGCCGUCGCCACCGAGACGGCGCCCGAUUCCUUCCCCAACCCCCCCCGCCCCCACCAGCCCCGGCACGAGCCCGGACCCCCAACUCGGUGGCCCGGUGGCCACCCCCCCCCCCCUUCCAAUUAACGGCGUUAAUUAGGGCGGGGCCGCCAUGCCGAAGGGGCCGCGCCCGGCCGAGCGCUACCGCCUGAAGUACAGCCGCUUACGGCGGGCGGCCCGAGCCCUGGUCUUCGAGAACGGGGCCCUCUGCGACGAGGUGGCUCGUUUGGAAGCCAAGUGGCUACGAGCCCGGGAAGAGCGGCGCUUCCUCCUGGCCCGACUCCUCCGUUUCCGAGCCCUCGCCGGCCCCGAGGAAGCCAUCGGCGGCAUCGACGGCAGCGGCGGCGGCGGCCGACGGGCUCGAAGGGGAGGGAAAGACGGGGCUCGCGGCCCCGGGGCGAGGGCUAGCGGGCAACGAGAGGGGCCGCGGGAGGAGGCGAGGGCCAGCGGGUCGAGGCCGGUUGGGUCCCGGGACGAGUGGAGGCCGCCGGGGCAACGAGACGGGCAACGGGACGAACGGAAGCCAUCGGGGCAACGAGACGGGCAACGGGACGAACGGAAGCCAUCGGGGCAACGAGACGGGCAACGGGACGAGCGGAGGCCGCCGGGGCAACGAGACGGGCAACGGGACGAGCGGAGGCCGCCGGGGCAACGAGACGAGCCGCGGGCAACCGGUUCGAGGCCUUUUGGCUCCCGGGAUGGGCCCAGGCCACCGACGGUCGGCGCCGGGCUACGGCCGGGGCCCAGAGAAAUUUCGAAGCCACCCGGGCAACGAGAAGAAGCCAAAACCGAGCCCAAGGCCCUGGGCUCGCGACCGAGCCCGAGAGACGAUUCCAAAGGGGAAACGCCGCCGUCGGCCAUCUUGAAGCCGCCGGAAGAUUCCCCUAGCCCAAGCGGGCCAGCGGCGGCCCCUUGGAGGCCGGCCCCUCGACGGCGGGGGGGGGGGACCCCUUCGCCCUUGAGCUUGGGGCCGGCGCGGGUGCAGGGGGCGGGGGGGCCGGCGGCCGCUUUGCCCGGGGGCUACCGCGGCACCCGCCUCUACGCCGCCGAUGGCCGCCGCCGCCGCCGGCCCCACCGCCGCCUCUACGCUUGCCGGGUGGGGGCCGGUCCCCGGGGCGAGAUGGUGGCCGAGGAGGAGGAGGAGGAGGAGGAGGAGGAAGAGGAGGAGGAGGGGGAGGAGGAAGAGGAGGAGGAGGAGGAGGAAGAGGAGGCCGGCAAAGCAAUGGCGGGCCCUAGGCCCGAGGCCUGUCAUGGCGGCCUCCCGCAGGCCCCGGGGGAAGAAGGCCGGGAGGCGGUUGCCGGGGCCGGCAACGAGUUCUUCGGCCUCGGCCACCCCCUGGUGCGGCGGCUGGUGCUGCGGGGGGAGGCCGGGGCCUUCCUCCACCCCACGGCGGCGGCGGCGGAGGAGGAGGAGGAGGAGGAGGAAGAGAACGAGGAGGAGGAGGAGGAGGAGGAGGAGGAGGAGGACGAGGAGGAGGAGGAGGAAGAGGAGGAGGAGGAGGAGGAGGAGGAAGACGGGGCCGCCCCGGCUUUGGCCUACGCCGACGUCUUCCUCGGUAGCCCCGCGGGCUCCGACGGGUGACCCCCAAAUAAAGGACCCCCCCCCCCCCCUU
Chroicocephalus ridibundus (black-headed gull) is the source of this 1704-nucleotide messenger RNA. RefSeq names its product ABC transporter F family member 4-like. Lineage: Eukaryota; Metazoa; Chordata; Aves; Charadriiformes; Laridae. The transcript is spliced from 2 exons. The record is from RefSeq and is a predicted model, not a curated record. The coding region runs from base 204 to 1673 and encodes 489 amino acids.